Molecule: messenger RNA, 1971 nt
Organism: Babesia ovata
Lineage: Eukaryota; Apicomplexa; Aconoidasida; Piroplasmida; Babesiidae
Product: DEAD DEAH box helicase domain containing protein
Exons: 5
Coding region: 1-1971 (656 amino acids)
Molecular function (GO): nucleic acid binding; RNA helicase activity; ATP binding
Source: RefSeq, a predicted model, not a curated record
AUGAAGCGCAAUACACCACAGGAGGCCGAGUCUGACGACGACCAGGGCCUCAGCCUUGAAUUUGAGGACGGAUUCUUCGACUUCCUGGGCGAUGAGGAUACCAGCGCUGGACGUGAUGGCCACGUUUCGGCGCCUAGCGGCCGCAGUACCGGUGCUGCUGCCGUAGAGGUAGCCAGUGACCAGGCCGCCGGAGGAGCGACGCCAGGUGAUAAGGCGGCUGCUGGAAAGGAUACAACUGGGAAAGACGCGGUGAAUGAGUCUUCGGUAGACGAGCCUAUUGGGGACGAUGGCACGACUUCUGCGAAGGUCGCAGAGAGCAAGCCCGAACCCGCCAUGCGCAAACAUCUAACGUCAACAUCUAAUUGGUCCGACUUCGGCAUCGCACGUUCACUGAUCAAGGCCGUGUUCGACAUGGGCUACGAGGCUCCCAGCAUCAUCCAGAGCAAGGUCAUACCGGUGGCUUUGGAGGGCAAGGACCUGCUUGCCACGGCCGAGACAGGAUCUGGGAAGAGUGCAGCGUUCCUUAUCCCCACGCUGCAGCGGCUCAUAAAUGCCGGUGUCAUUAGACAGGACAGUGCCCAGCGCACGCCGUGGCAUGCGCAGCGGGUGGGCACCAAGGCGCUCAUAUUGCUCCCAACUAGGGAACUUGCUGCGCAGUGUUUUGAUGUUUUCUUGGGUCUGACGAAGUAUGUGAGCCAGAACGGUGUGUUGCUCACUGGCGGUGUGCCAGUGAAGGAUCAGGAAGCCAAGUUGCGCCGGGUCCCGUAUAUUGUAUUCGCAACUCCUGGCAAGGUGCUGGACAUUAUGCUGAAUUCAAACAGCAUCCACAUGGACGGAAUUGAGAUAGUGGUGCUGGAUGAGGCCGAUCGGCUCCUAGAUCUCGGGUUCAAGGACGAGCUAACCCAGAUCCUGAAGCUGUGCAACAAGGACCGUCAGACCAUGCUCUUCAGUGCUACCCUCACGGAGGCGACGAAGGAGAUUGUUCCUGUGUCGCUCGUCAACCCUAUAUACAUCCAGGCGACCCCGCGUAUCACCGUGGCCAAGACACUUAAGUGUGAAAUGAUCCAGCUUCCCAGCGACGAGCUGAGGGAGGCAGCUGCACUCUACCUAUGCAAGCAGAAGUACACCACCCGAACCAUUCUGUUCUUCCAGGUGAGGUCUCGUUCAAACUGGCUCAACUCGUUGCAGACCAAAAAGGCUGCCCACAGGGCCGCUGUGGCCUUCGGUCUCGCCGGGCUAAAAUGCGGAGAGCUGCACGGUGACCUAUCGCAAUCUAAGCGCUUCGAGCAGGUGGAAAUGUUCAAAGAUGGACAGGUCAACUUCCUCAUGGCAAGCGAACUGGCUUCCAGGGGACUGGACAUCCCGGGUGUUCGGGCAGUCAUCAACGUACACGUCCCAAGCGACGUCGUGAGGUUCGUCCACCGAGUCGGCAGGACAGCGCGUAUGGGAGAGUCGGGAACUGCGAUAACGUUCUACGUGGAAAGCGAACGAUCGGCUGUCAAAAGCAUGAUGAAGCGCGUCGCCGCCGAAGGCUCCGACCUGGAAAAGCACAAGAUAAAGCUUUCCGCAGCCGCACUCAAGAACUACAAGCGCAAAAUCGACGACCUCGAGGACAAGAUAAAGGAGGUGCUCAUGGGAGAGCAAGUCGAGAAGGAGAUGCGCAGGUGCGAAAACGUCAUAAAGUACGGCAAGGAGCAGGGGAAAGAAGGUAAUUUGGGCAAAACACAGACUCAACGGUGGGCAGAAAAGCGCAUGUGGUUCCGGACCAAACGAGAAAAGCGUGCUGCAUCCAAGAAAGAACUUAUAGAGACGAAGCUGCGCGCGGGCCGUGAGACCGAAAGGGAGCAAGAGUCCGCACCACAUGCGCCGAAAAAAUUCGGCAAGCGGGGCGUCAAACAGCGGAAUCCACCCAACAAGGGGGCGGCAGGCAAAGGCAGCCGCGCCGGGCGCCGCCGACCGGGCCGUCGUUGA